GUGUAAACGGGGCUUUAAAGAGAUUGUCUCUUUAAUGUUUUGGGCUUCCUGUGUACUAGUCCACGUAGUCAGCUGUAUUUAGUCCUGGUAACGAUGGCUGAAGCAGGAAAAAAAUAGUCCACAAAAAAUCCCAUUCUGAUGUCUGAUUAACUUUUCUCUCUCUUACUUUUGUACCGAUCGAUAAUGAAUUUACAGAUCUAUAUAGUUUAUGGGUCCAUGUCGUUAUUUAUUGCGUUGUUAAACAACGUAUUUUUAUUAUAUUAUGUGGACCUUUUUGUCUCUGUUUAUCGAAUUGAUAAAACGUCCUUCUGGAUUGGAGAAGCGAUUUUCCUACUUUGGAAUUCUCUAAAUGACCCCUUGUUUGGCUGGAUGAGUGACCAUAAAUCUCUCAAUCCUAACAAUUCAGGAAUUAGUACCCCAGAGAUUAUCAGCAAAAGAUUCAGUGCAUUAUCCAAGUAUGGUCCAUUAUUUGCGCUAUCAUUCCUGAUGUUCUGGUUCCAGUGGGGGCCCCCUGGAUUACAGUUUGUYGUCUGUCUAUGUCUGUAUGAUGGCUUUUUGACCAUGGUUGAUCUAAACCACUUAGCAUUGCUYGCUGACCUUGCAUUAUCAGCAACAGAUAGAACAAGACUCAAUGGYUAUUGCUCUAUAUUCAGUGCGUUUGGUUGUUUGUCUGUCUUUCUUUCUUAUUAUGUCUGGGAUAAGGACAAUAUUGCAUCAUUCCGUAUGUUCUGCUGUGGUUUGUCCUUCUUUGCUAUUCUGGGGUUUUCUUUGGGGUCCAUGUAUCUUAGAAACCACUUGAAAUCGAAGAAAAUCAAGGCUGAUACUCCAAUGCAAGAGAAUGGUAAAAGGAUAGAAAUAGCAGUUACCCAGUCCUCAGACAUAAUGUCACAAGAACUGGAGUUAAAAGAAUUUGUAAAGCAACUGUCUUCCCACAAAAACUUCUUGUGGUUUGCUGUYAUGAAUCUUGUACAAGUUUUUCACUGCCAUUUCAACAGUAACUUUUUYCCUCUUUUCCUGGACAAGUUACUCGGGGACAGCAUAUCACCAAAAAUGGGAGCCUUCUUAUUGGGAGUGUCAUUUGUCAUACCACACAUCAACAACCUGUACUUUCUUAYUCUUUGUCGUAAAUAUGGUGUAUAUUCUGUUAUCAAAUGGCUGUUCUACACCAAGCUUCUGUUGAGUAUAUCAAUGAUGUCUUGUGGUCCAAACUGGUCAAUUUUAGUUUGUAUCUUUAUUGCAAGUAAUCGAGUGUUUACUGAAGGUACCUGUAAACUUCUUAACCUGGUUAUCAGCGACUUGGUAGAUGAAGACUUUGUCAUUCAUGGCCGUAAACAGGCUAUAUCAGCCCUGGUAUUUGGCACCUCUGCACUUCUUUCCAAACCAGGACAGACCCUGGCGCCUUUAGUUGGUACCUGGCUGCUUGCUGAACAGACUGGUACAUCCAUUUUCUAUUCUGGAGCGGUAGAGGAAWCAUCCAAGAAUAGUUUUCAUAGUACAUCAAAGAAAGACUUGCGAUGGGGUUGUUUUUGUGUUCUUGUUUACGUUCCUAUAGCUUGUGCGGUCAUUCAGAUCUUAGCAUGGUCACGAUUUAAACUUCACGGGAAAAGGCUUUCUUGGGUUAAACACACGAGGGAAAACCAAGGAUUUUCUACUGSCAAUAUCUGUUGAAUGAAGAUAUWUUCCUACUGAGCGCACAUAUCUAAUGRGUUGCCUGCAGGAUACGGGGACCAUAACAGCAUGCGCGACUUGUAUUUUAUUAUGCACAGAACUUAUGGCUCAUCAAACUGUUUACAGCUAUCUUGCUCAGCGCUCGUUACCAGUGAGUUAGGAAGUUCGCUAACRGAAACACCUAUAAUUGCAAUAACGUUGUCAUAUAAAUAACAAAAUAACAAAUAGAAAUUAAUUAUCUUUUAAGCAAAACAGGUUUAAUUAUUAAACUGUUAUGAACGUA
Molecule: messenger RNA, 1951 nt
Organism: Actinia tenebrosa (Australian red waratah sea anemone)
Lineage: Eukaryota; Metazoa; Cnidaria; Anthozoa; Actiniaria; Actiniidae
Product: solute carrier family 68 member 1
Source: RefSeq, a predicted model, not a curated record